GUGAGACUGUCUUUCUCUUUCGCUCCAGCAGUCAUUUUGCUGAAGAAGCUUCGGGGGAGUAGGACGUCAGUGUUGUGAAGGGCAGCCACUUGUUGGCACACUGGCCGUCUGAGAAAUCUGUGAAGCCACUGAUGGCAAACCACGAGCACAUAGCAAUCUAUCACUACGAUAUUGAUAAUGAAAAAGAGGAAGUACAGGAGGUGAUAGAAAUAGAUGAUGGACUGGACAGCUCAAUGUACUCUACUCCUUCAGGACAAGUUCCAGUAUUUGGUAAUCCUGAGAAGACAUGGGUUCCAACAAGAAAGGGUGAUGAUGAAGGAUCUGAAUUAAAGAAAAAGAUGGAAAAAAUUGGAGCUGACCUUAGCGAUACUGUUGAUGAAAAGAAAAAGAGAAUGGAUUCGUAUAUUAAAGGUGUUGUCAAAGACUGUAAGAGGAACAUCAAGCAAUAUUUGAAAUUUCAUGAAGAUGAAGCGCGAGAGUUUAGAAUUGAAUAUACUGAGAAGAUUAUAACUCUGUUUCAGCAAUGGAAUUUCAAUAUAAAGGAAAUUGGAGACGAAGAAGAGAAAUUAUCUGAUGUUUUUUAUCAGAAGCAGAAGACUUUUAAAAGAGCUAGAACACGUCAGAACCACAGCCUGAAAGAAAUUAAGCAAGAGAAUGAGGAGUAUUUAAAGGGUUUGGAAAACUUGGAGGACGGCAGACUACUUAAUAAUGUACGCACUGAAAUUAAAAAACAAAUGUCUGUGUUGAAAAAGAAAAUUGCAGGAAGUUAAAUAUUGAAUUGUAACAGUAUGGAAUAGAAGAGGAGCAAACAUACUUUGCUUUCCUUAAAUAUGGCACUUAACAAAUGUUCUUCUGAUAAGUCUUGAGAAAAACUUGAGCCUGGGUACUAUUAGUUAACUAAGAAACGUGUCUUUUAAAUACCAUCUUUAAUCAUUAGCUUUUUGAAAGUGUGGCACCUCUGUUAUUGUUACUUCCAAAUAAAAUCUAAACAGUUUUGUGACCUA
Myodes glareolus (Bank vole) is the source of this 1004-nucleotide messenger RNA. Its product is annotated as synaptonemal complex protein 3-like. NCBI's taxonomy places the organism in Eukaryota, Metazoa, Chordata, Mammalia, Rodentia, Cricetidae. Gene Ontology annotation, cellular component: synaptonemal complex. The record is from RefSeq and is a predicted model, not a curated record. Gene Ontology annotation, biological process: meiotic cell cycle; spermatid development.